GUUGGUCUGUAGGCAAGAACAUCUCAGCAGAAGAUUAUUACAAUGAAAAAUAUAAUAGGUUUCUUAACGUGGGUCACUGUGGUCCUGCUAACUACAGACACAAACCGCAGUGGUGCAGAUUCUACAGCUACAUUUAAUGAUCCCUGCACCAACUACACUGCUCUGGAUCAACCCUGGAGAGCCACUAAUGCAACUGGACUGUGGAUCUGUGACAGAUUAUUCAACUGGACUGGCUGGUAUCGUCUGCUGUAUUAUGGGAUGAGCGUCCGUAUGGCAGACAGCUGUGUUAAUCGGUCAACAUGUGGUACUGAUAUCACUCUGUGGCUGAAUGGAUCUCAUCCUCAGACAGAGGAUGGAAUAGUCACUCGUGGGGUCUGUGGGAGGUCAGGAAGUGACUGCUGUUACUACAGAUCCACCCCAAUUCGGGUAAAAGCAUGUCUAGGAAACUAUUACGUCUAUGAGUUCGUCAGGCCAAACUCCUGUGUUGCUGCUUAUUGUGCAGAUGUGAACACCAUUACUCCGACCACCGUCCCGACGAAUGUGACCAGUGUUGCUGCAUCAAAUAUAAACACUACCGACACUGCAAACAACAUGACUUUUGACCCCUGCAGUGUCUACAGUGUUCUUGAUAAUGACUGGAGAAGGACAGACAGUGGGCUCUACCGUGGUAGCUUUGAUGACACCCUCAUUGAAUGGAGCGGCUGGUAUCGUCUGUAUCUUCAGGGAAAUAGUGCUCAGAUUCCUGAAUCUGAUUGGUGUUGGAGUUUUGUGACCUGUGGUGGAUACACUGCCCUUUUACUUGGUGGAUCUCAUCCUCGAUCACAGGACGGCAUCGUCACCAGAGAAAUAUUUGGAACAUGA
This is a messenger RNA of Pygocentrus nattereri (red-bellied piranha), 861 nucleotides long. Its product is annotated as uromodulin-like. The record is from RefSeq and is a predicted model, not a curated record. The coding region runs from base 43 to 861 and encodes 272 amino acids. Lineage: Eukaryota; Metazoa; Chordata; Actinopteri; Characiformes; Serrasalmidae. The transcript has 6 exons.